Molecule: messenger RNA, 1565 nt
Organism: Rhodamnia argentea
Lineage: Eukaryota; Viridiplantae; Streptophyta; Magnoliopsida; Myrtales; Myrtaceae
Product: ankyrin repeat domain-containing protein EMB506, chloroplastic
Exons: 7
Coding region: 76-1047 (323 amino acids)
Biological process (GO): protein targeting to chloroplast
Cellular component (GO): chloroplast outer membrane
Molecular function (GO): protein binding; chloroplast targeting sequence receptor activity
Source: RefSeq, a predicted model, not a curated record
CUGUCGCGCCAAGAAAGCGCAGCGCUCCCCUCUCUAUCUGUGACAUUUUGUCGAACAGUUAGAAACCAAACGGCAAUGGCGGCUUCUCGGCUUUCCACCAUGUCCUUCCUGGACUACAGAUGUCUCCCGCCUCCAAGUGCUUCGGUUCUUCGUUCAAAAUUCAGUUCCACUGCCUCCGAAACUUCCUAUUUCGCCGCAGCAACAAGAGGGCGCUCGCUUUUCUUCGUGUCAGUAGCGCAUGCAUUCAACCCCAAGAGAGGUUCUUCCUCGAAGACCCCGCAACUAGGCGUUUGGGAAGACCCCGACGACGGAAGCGGCAGUGAUUACGAGGAAGAAGAAAAAGAUGAGAGCGAGGACGACUUGGACUUCGAGAGCGACUGGGAACAGGACGGGGACGACGUCGCGGGCCUUUCUUCCGGCGUUGGGGUGUCUUCGUCGGACAAGUACGAGGAGGAAUUGGUGAAAGAGGUUGAACAGCUCUUAGGACCAGAGGAAAGAGCUGUUCUGCGUGACAAUCCCACUCCUAAUUUGGCAAAAAUAUCGACGUCAAAAUGGAACCCCCUUCAUACUUUUGCGCUAGCUGGACAGAUACCUUUCAUGGACAAGCUUCUUGAAAAUGGUCUUGAUAUUGAUACUGUCGAUGAGUAUGGUCUUACUGCCCUGCACAGGGCAAUAAUUGGCAAAAAGGAGGCUGUUAUUAGUCAUCUGCUGAGGAAAGGUGCUGAUCCUCGUGCUAGAGAUCAGGAUGGUGCUACGCCGCUUCAUUAUGCUGUUCAGGUAAGUGCCAUGCAAACCGUGAAGCUACUCAUCAAGUACAAGGCUGAUGUUAAUGUUGCAGAUAAUGAAGGAUGGACUCCGCUGCACAUCUCUAUGCAGAGUAGAAGUAGAGAUAUUGCGAAAAUUUUGUUGGUCAAUGGAGCUGAUAAAACCAGAAGAAAUAAGGAUGGAAAAACACCUCUAGAUUUAAGUCUGUGUUAUGGCAAAGACUUCAAGUCAUAUGAUCUCGCCAAGCUGUUGAAGCUUGUUCCGGCUAAUCAAGAUUUUUGAUGGGCAAUGGGAGUUGAAGGUAAGUCAAAAGUAUUCAUCUGGUGUGGUAAUCUUUUGAAAGUUUUGCAUUUUUCUCCGUGGUGUAUUGGGAAUAGCAUCAUCUCGGAUCAUCUCAGAUUGGAUUGGAUUCUAUGAAGCAUAUUCCAAGGGCAAGGGCCACUAUAGGAUUGGUUUCUGGGCAUCAUGCACUGAUAAAGAUCUAAAAUUGGAAGCAAGUGAAAGAUGAUACUUUGUGUACAAGGAAACGCAUCAGAGGGAAUGGGGGUCAUUAACUUGAACUUAUUCCUACCCAAGUAUGCGAGACGGUGCUGAUUUCCGAACAUUUGCUGCUCCUACAUUGGAUGAUUAAUACAUGGGACUGCUGGUUUUCAAACUUAGGAAGGUGAUGUAUAACCGGUCUUUAUCUGUUCUACAGCUAUUCAAGCUGUACUAAAUAUGAGAUUCUCCAGGGUUAAAAUCUGCGUUCAUCUUGGCAAAAUUUCGGUUCCCAGUUAUAAUUUUAUGCCCGGUCUUCUCUU